CAAAAGCGUGAUAAUAUAAAACCUACUUAAGUUUUUGUGUUAAAUGAGAAAAAAAUUAAUAGCAUUACACAAUGAAACAAAUGACAAUAUUUGCUGUAAAACGCUGCAUGAAUAAUAUACUGAUGUAUCAAAUGAACCAAAUCAGACAGCAUUCAGGCACUCCCAGACAACCUGAUUUUAUCUUCAUAUUCAGUAAAGCUCCUAUAAUGUCAAACUUUUCCCACGAGUGAUUCUAAAGCUGUUUUUAAGCUGCCAUCCUUUGUUUUUGAGAAAACCCCCACAGUCUGAGUGGGUGUGAGAUGGAGGAUGAAGGAGCAAAGACAAUAAUAUGCUGUGAAGUGGGAUGUGUUUGCGGGGAAAACCAUGUUGUCAGAUUAAAGAAAGAAACUAAAGGUAAAUAAAUUGAAUUCUUUAGUUGCAUAGACAGAUAUAGAAUAUAGAUACAUAUCUGGGAAAUAAUGUGUUCAUUAUGUGCUCACCAGCAGAGAAUAAAGCACUGAUUAAUUGUUAGAAAGGAACCGAAUCAUUAUAUUCGAGUUACAAAUGUCGCAAAAGCUUAAAUCUGAGAACCAAAUGUAUUGUCUAUCAUAAAUGGCAUCCACAGAUGAAUAGAUAUUCAUCUGUUUCUAAUAGUAUUUUAUUACACUGAAAGCAAAUACUUUAAAUCAGCUAGGCGUUACCUAAUAAACUCAUAAUUUCAUCUAGAAGCACAUUGCUUAUUAAAAUGCAAACAACGAAAUAGAUCCUAAUCAACUUUAACUCACUUUAAUGUUGUUUCUUUAUACAGUAUAUUGUUCUGAUCUGGCUAGAAUUCAUUUAUAAAGAGACUAAAUGCAUAAGUCUUUAGCUCUAAAUCAUUAAUAAAGUCAGAUUCUGGUUUCGAAAAGGCCUUUUUGUUUCAGGAUAGCAUACAAUCAAUCGUGUGUCAUUUCCAAGAAAACGAUGGUGACAAAAUCUCAAACUUGUUGUUAAAAACAUUUCUAUUGAUGUAACCCAAGCUUGCGAUAUUCUGAACCACUGUUCAUUGGACAACACCCUCAGUACUUGUGUUUAACGCAGCAAUUGAAACGAGUGAACUGGGUGUUGUUCUGAAUCUCCAGCACACAAUAAGUCAAAAUAAAGAGUGUUGAAUCAGAUAACGCGUGACACUGACUUCAUCUUUGUCAGGUACUAGGUCAGUAUCUGUUAUACUGUGGGGUAGAUGUACAGUUUGUUGUUUGUCGGACAACAGCAGGGCAGCAGAAGCUCUGGAAAUGGAUAGGGUGUCAGUAUAAAAGGAGAGAAGUACUGAAAUCAGCAGUUGGAGGUCGUUCAAACUUGGGAGGUGAGGAAUUAUCACUGGCUUUCGUAAUAUUUCGGACACUUAUUUUCUUACAGUGCUGACAGGAUGGCUCAGUUAUUGUGGGUAUUUCUUGUGCUUGCUGCAACAUUCAAAGAUACAUUGCCACAAAGGAUCAUUGGGGGUCAAGAGGUCGUGCCUUACUCUAUCAAAUACCAGGCAUCUCUUCAGGUUGACAGGAAGCAUUACUGUGGAGGAACCCUCAUUCAUCCUCAAUGGGUGUUGACUGCUGCCCACUGCUGGAGACCGGCCAGUGUGAUUCAGGUGGUGCUGAGUGAGCACAAUCUUGCUGUAGACGAGGGAUUUGAGCAAGUGCUUGACGUGUCCAGAGUCUACAGUCAUUUUGCCUACAAUCCAAAAACUUUUAACAAUGACAUCAUGCUCCUUAAGCUCAGUGUUCCAGCUCAGAUUAACGCUUAUGUCCAACCGGCCACACUGCCAACUGUAGACACGCCUGAGUUACUUGGAGGAACCAGCUGCACCGUGAGCGGAUGGGGAGUGACACGAAUAUACAGUUUCUAUCUGUCACCGAUUCUGCGUGCAGUGGAUGUGUCAAUCAUGAGCAACUGCCAAUACUACUACUACUUCAGAGUAAACGACAACAUGAUAUGUGCGGGAUCUCGCUUCGGGGGAAAAGACGCCUGCCAGGGCGAUUCAGGUGGUCCUCUCAUUUGUGAUGGGACUUUAGAAGGCAUUGUGUCUUGGGGAAUUGGCUGUGCUCUUCCGUACUAUCCUGGUGUCUACACAAAAGUGAGAAACUACAGCCGCUGGAUCGACUGGAUCAUCAGCUCUGACAGCUGAAACAUAUGUGGGAGGCCUUUCCUUCAGUCAGAAUUAAGGAAAAUGUGUAAUCUGGCAAUAAAUACUACUUCAAGUACUGAUGCUUUCACAUUAUUGCAUCCAGAGUCUCAAUAAUUAUAGAUUAACAUGCAUAUUUUGGACUCUAAAAUCAUGAAAAAGCCUAUU
Molecule: messenger RNA, 2305 nt
Organism: Carassius auratus (goldfish)
Lineage: Eukaryota; Metazoa; Chordata; Actinopteri; Cypriniformes; Cyprinidae
Product: trypsin-3
Exons: 6
Coding region: 1388-2140 (250 amino acids)
Biological process (GO): proteolysis
Molecular function (GO): serine-type endopeptidase activity
Source: RefSeq, a predicted model, not a curated record